ACUCUGAAGACAAACCUACAAACGAAAGAUUAGCCCACGAAAUUACGUUCACGUCAUGUGUAGCGCACACGUUUUCUAGCAUUUGCUACGUGUAGUGCAGUCAAACAUUUUGUAUUGAUUUAUUAGCGUAAAAAGGCGAUGAACAGCGGGCAGUAAUAGCGGCUAGUUAGUUAGCGAUAGCCACACUAUGCUAUCCUUCUAUGGGAUAGCAGUUUAUGGUGAUAUACAUCUGUCUUGUGAUAUAGCAGUAUCUUAUUGAAGCAUGGAAAAUGGGUCAGACUGGAAAUUUCCCUUGCUCAGCAGAAGUCAGAGGAAAAAGGUGAAGAAAUGCCGCAGUACAUCAGUAUUGUUUGGUCAUGUCCCCCCUGAGCUGCAGAGCAAGUUGUACAUGUGAUUUCACAUGCUUAUUUAUGUUUGGCAGAUGAGUUGAAGACACUCAAUCCUCUGAACCUUUUAAGGCUGAUUUCUUAAUGCAGGACAUCACAUUGCACAAGCAUGCCCAAGAGUAAGAAAGGCGGCAAACCCAAAGCCAGGGUUUUUGACUUGCAAAUGGCCCAGAAUUGCAUAGAGCUGACACCAGAUGGCAAACAGCGCCUCAAUCUCAGUUUCAAGGGAUUCACAAUAGUGCCCGAAUGCAUCGAUAAGCUUUGCCGAAUCGAUGAAAUCCUCCUGAGCCGGAACCUGAUCAAGAAGCUUCCUGACUUUUUUGACGUUUUCAACAACGUCCACAAUUUGGACCUGCACAGCAACUAUCUGGAGGUGCUUCCUCCGUCAAUCGGCCUCCUGAAAAACCUGCUCACUUUAAAUUGCUGCAACAACCGUCUAACGCACGUCCCCAAGGAGAUCGGCCUGCUGCAGAAUCUCCGCACGCUCCACCUGGGUCUCAACAGGCUUCAGACGCUCCCCUCCACCAUCGGGGACUUGAAGGAGCUCACCUACAUCGGCCUCUCCGACAACAAAUUCGCCAAAGUCCCCAAGUGCCUUGCGCAGCUCCAAAAUCUGAAGAAAGCCAACCUGGACAGGAACCCCAUCCCCCCGCCGCAAGUCAUCAAGCCUACCCCUAUCCCAAAGAUGUUUCAUUUAAUCAAGGCAGGCGAUCUAUGUGAUGACUGUCGGAGGAAGUGCCGGACAGAGAGGAAGAAGCUAGCGGAGGCGCUGAACAUGAAGGAACAGCCUUCUGCAGCACAUGUGGCACGUCCGGAAAUUGUUACCUAAAGAUCCGUCUGAGGGGUAAUGGGUUCCCCAAAGGAGCAAUCUGUGUCUUCAAAGAAGUAGCUGUGAUUGGACACAGCUGGAUUGCAAUUCUCUCUUACCAAAGCUGUUGUCAACUUGUGACGUCAGCCUGCAACAUAAGAGAAAAACUGUUUGCGCACCCCAACACAACGUCCAGGUCAGUGCCGCUCCUUGUCAAGGAGCUCUAACCGUUGCCUGAGUAAGUGCAGAACAUUAGACAUUUGCCCUUUUUCUUCCAAUGUUGUUGCUUAUAAUGCUUAUAAUGGAGCAAACUCCGAGCUAAUCUUCACAGCCAUAAUGCAGCAAGUAGGUCUCUGUGAUACAUACCAUUAACCAAUGAUGAUGCUUUUCUAUGACACUCACAGGGAGCAUAAAUUCAAUUAUAAUCUAUGCGUCGCCACUAGAGGGCUGCAAAGACUGCUGGUGAACACAAUGACGUUCUAAUAAAAACAGGAAACAAUUUAAAAAAAUAUAUAUAUAUAUUUAUUUGAAUCAACAGACACUCACUUUAAAAUAAACAAAAUGAAUAUGUCCAUGUGUAAGUGAAUGGACAAAGUGGUCAAUGCUGAAUUGGUGUUUGAUCAUUUGCCUGUUGGUUAUAGAUACAGGGCUGUCAAACUCAAUCGCAGAAAAUGCAAAGCACACUUUAGAUAGUGGGCCUAACAUUCAUUAAUUGACAUGCAUAUGGGAGAGAGCUGCGUUGUUUGCUGGCAGAGAUGGCUGUGGUUGCUUGUUUAGAUUAAGUGAUUGUUGAUUGACCAUUCCUUAUAACACCGGGCAAAAGCUACAGUAUUUUAUAUGCACACACAAACAGCAUAAUACUCAUUUUAGCAUAAUUUAACAUAACUGAGAGUGUAAAAAUGGACCCAAUAAGGGUCAAUUACU
Messenger RNA from Entelurus aequoreus (snake pipefish), 2118 nucleotides. RefSeq names its product leucine-rich repeat-containing protein 18-like. The record is from RefSeq and is a predicted model, not a curated record. Gene Ontology annotation, molecular function: protein binding. Lineage: Eukaryota; Metazoa; Chordata; Actinopteri; Syngnathiformes; Syngnathidae. Bases 496 to 1215 code for a protein of 239 amino acids. The transcript has 6 exons.